Liolophura sinensis is the source of this 2129-nucleotide messenger RNA. Its product is annotated as growth hormone-regulated TBC protein 1-A-like. The transcript has 9 exons. The coding region runs from base 50 to 976 and encodes 308 amino acids. The record is from RefSeq and is a predicted model, not a curated record. Gene Ontology annotation, biological process: regulation of GTPase activity. Gene Ontology annotation, molecular function: GTPase activator activity; small GTPase binding. Lineage: Eukaryota; Metazoa; Mollusca; Polyplacophora; Chitonida; Chitonidae.
UGGCUUUGAACGUACAGAAGAUUUCGACUUUGAUACGUACGAGGAGUUCAUGUCAUCAUACUUGUCUGUGUUAGCGAGACGAGCGAAGCGGUGGAACGGAAGCAUCGAAGACAAGAAAGGAGUGCCCAAAUCCAUCAAAGUGAAGCGGUUUUGUCGGAAAGGCAUUCCAUCAGAGCACAGAGCUUCUGUAUGGAUGUGUGUGAGUGGGGCAGAGGACAGGAGGCAGACUAACCCAGGUCUCUACCCUAGGCUGGUGUCAGAGGCUAAGGACUCAGCACUUCUGGAGACUAUCAACCUGGAUAUUCAUCGCACUUUUCCUGAAAACAUCUACUUUGCUGAGACAGAUGAUCCCUCAGGACUGAGAAACCCGUUACGAAAGGUUUUGACUGCGCUGGCGCAUAAAAACCAACGAACAGGUUAUUGUCAGGGUUUGAAUUUCAUCACGGGUAUGUUGUUACUUAUAGUCCGGGAUGAUGAGAAAGUUUUCUGGCUCAUGGAUACCCUUAUUAAUAAUAUCUUACCUGAUUACUACGCCCCUGAUAUGCUGGUGUUACAGGCAGAGCAGGAAGUUUUGGGGAAGCUAGUCAAGUGGAAGGUGCCAGCCGUAUAUGCUCAUAUGGAAUCACAGGGUGUGUCCUGGACGCUGGUCGGCAUGAAGUGGUUCAUUUGCCUGUACGCCGAUGUGCUCCCUACUGAGACAGUACUCAGGAUCUGGGAUUGCUUGUUUUUUGAGGGAUCAAAAAUCUUAUUCCGUGUGGCAGUGGCGCUGAUCAUGUUGAACAAAGAGAGAAUCCUGGCCUCCAAAAACUUCUCUGAACUCAUGGACCUGUUCAAGGAGAUUGUGACCGAUCCUGCGACUCUCCAUUGCCACACAUUUAUGCAGAAAAUUUUUCAGAUACCAGGGUCAUUUCCACAGAGUCGUAUUGACAGCUUCAGGAAAGAAUGUCUCGAAAAAGUCAAAGGUCAAGCAAAGUGAGAAUAAACUGGGAACACAACUGUGAGAAUUUAUUGCCUGGCAAAGUUUUACAAAUGCUCUAGUCACCACCCGGGUUUAUAAUAGCAACAUAAGAAUACGCAUGCUUAUCACUGUGCUCAAACAUUGGUCCCGUGAGUCCUUUUAUUAUUUUUUUUUUUUCUCUGGCUGAGGUUUUUUUUUUUUUUAAAUUUUUAUUUUAUUUUUCCUGUUGUUGUUUUCUUUUCAAUUUAAUAAAUUAUUUAGACAUAGAAUUGUUAUUAUUAUACAUGUUUAUCUAGAAAUAUGAUCCAUAUCCAGUAUUUUUGUUUCAAUUCCAUUCAUUGAGAUGUUAUCCAACACUAUUACUUUAUAAUGACUUUGUCCACAUAUCCACCAGUCCACAUAUCCACCAGUCCACAUCACUCAGAUAGGUACAUCUACAAUGCAGUUUGCUUUCCUUUGAUACAUUCAUUAUCUAUCUACAGAAUUGUUAACCAGGAUAUGACCUUAUGCUCAUUCAAAGCUGGUUUUAAGAAAAUUUACAGAUAAUGGAGAAAGCUAAUUUCCACAGUUAUACAUACUUAUUACUCGCGGUCCCAUGAGCAUAAUUUACCAGAGUUGUUUCCAUGUACAAUACCUUAUUUAUCAGCACUGUUUCCAUUGUGUAAACUGCAACAUUUAUUGAACAUUAUACAUUUGUUGACAUAUCAGUUGUUUCAAUAGCACUGUUUCCAGUGUGUAAACUGCAAGAUUUAUUGAACAUUAUACAUUUGUUGACAUAUCAGUUGUUUCAAUCACAUUUGCAAACCUGAAGUAUUUCAUACAGACCUGUAGUAUGUCCUACAGACCACAAAGAUCCUCUAACCCGUUUUGUUUUCGCUAUCAAAAACUAUAGCUCAGUAAUCACUUGACUGUUGGGUGUGAUUUCUAGGUUGUGAUCUCAAAUUUUUCAUUGAAAGACCAUUUUCCCUUCCAUAGGGAUAUUGUGGAAAGGAGAAUCAAUGCUUAUUGCCUGCAAUAUUGCUUGUGUCAGCUCAUGCUGGCUUCCUCUCCAGCUGUAUGUGGGAAGGUCUGCCAGCUACCUGCGGAUGGUUGUAUUUACCCUCGGCUCUGCCCGGUGUCCACCCACCAUAAUGCUGGCUGCCAUUACAUGUAUAAGUGAAAUAUUCUUGAG